GUUGUCAUCAAAAACCUCAGGACGAAGGCACGAUACCGAGAGCUUUGGCCCAGUCUCUGGAGAAACGAUGCAACUGCAGUUUUUCCCCAGCCUAUUUCAAAGAUCCUGUAUUAACCUGUGAAGGCAGAGAGCUGGUUUUCACUGCCCUCUUGAGUGCCCGGUCAACAGAACAGCUGGACCGUGAGUUGCAGGCCCUCUCAAUCUUGGAGCAGAGUAAAGAAUGGUUGCAUUUUGGAAACCAGAACCACAGCAUAGUGAUGAAGACUUUUUCUAGCAAUGCAGAUGGGACAGACACACCUCCAGAUGUCACUUCAGAAGAACCACGGACAACUGGAGAACCUCCAACUUCACCCCUGUGGUUGCUUAUCAACGAAGUGAAUGCGGACAAUCCUGGCUCUCGAGAAGACACGGAAUACAUUGAACUCUUCUACCCAGGACAAGCACCGUUUUCGCUCGAGAAUUACUGGCUCGUCCUGUACAACGGCAGGAACAACUUGGCUUACAAAGUCUUGAACCUGACAGGCUACUCAACCAAUGAGUGGGGCUACUUCCUUGUAGGGAGUGGUGGAGUCACCCCCAAGCCCUCGCUUCUUUUGCCAGAGUCCACCAUCCAAAACGGUGUAGACGCCGUGGCGCUCUACCGCAACGCCAAUCCUGUCUAUAGAAACAACAUGCAGGUGACCGUUGAUGGGCUGGUUGAUGCUGUGGUGUACAGAGCGCGAGGUGCAGAAAAAGCUGACAAACUUGUGGCUCUACUCACUCCUGGGCAGAACGUUCUCCAUGAAAAUGAUUCCCAUAGCACUGAAGAUGAAUCCAUCAGCCGAUGCCUCAGCCUGAAGCCCAGAGAUCCUAAGAGUUUCCAGGUGACUGAAAUAACACCUCUUCGGGAAAACUCUUGCAUGUCCUUCAACUUGAAUCUCACCAAAGAGGUGAUCCAUAAUUCUUCGGCCGUCAUCAACGAAGUGGGCCUGGCCAACGACUCAUUUCUAUACAAGUUCAUUGAACUGAGAGGGAAGCCUGGAGACAGCUUGAAAAAAUACACAUUGCACUUCUUCUCUGGAAACCAUAACCGGCCUUACAACAGCAUCCACCUGCAAGGGAAAUUUGGAAGCGAGGGUCUUUUUGUCCUCAGGCCAGGACGGGCGUCCCAAAGUGAUAAGCCUAAUG
This is a messenger RNA of Notechis scutatus (mainland tiger snake), 1167 nucleotides long. The record is from RefSeq and is a predicted model, not a curated record. NCBI's taxonomy places the organism in Eukaryota, Metazoa, Chordata, Lepidosauria, Squamata, Elapidae.